AGUAAUAUUUGUUGCUUUAUAAUUACCUUCAUAAAAAUGGCAAAUGCUGGUGCAUUGAACGAUCAUUCUUAUCAUCAAGGAUUGUCUUUUGGUGACAAGAUGUAUCCUAUCGGUGGAGAAGAAGAAUUGGAAAUGUUUCAAGUGUUACAGGAAAAUCGUAAGAAGCAGGAACUUAUACAGAAGAUGAUGGAACAACAGCAUGAGCUUCGUGCUUUGCAGGAGAGGCAGAGACAACUAUUAAAAGCUCAACAACAAUAUUCUGAGUUAGAUUAUGCCGCUGAGAAUGAGUUGAAAGAGAAGUUAAGCAGACUUCAAGCUGCGAAGAGUAAAAUAACUAAGCUGCAAGAUUUGAUUAAAGUUGUGCAAGAAGCUGGUGAUGCAGAUGUGGUGAGCUCCCAUGAUAAAAGUGGACAGAAGAUAGUGGAAUUGGGCGAAAGUUUCAAUGAUUGUUCUCGACCAGUAAAUGAGAAGUUGGAUGAAUUGAAUUCUGUUGUUCGUAAUUUACUGAGGGAUAUUGACCAAAUGGAACAUUUAAAUGCUUCGUUGGAAGAAGAAAUGCAAAAGUCUGACCACAGUGAUGCGAAGAAACAGUCUCAGCGAGAUCUAAUUCAAAACACUGAAUAUUCAGAAGAAAGAUUUUAUCAAAACCCUGCUUUGGCCUCACCAUUGCCUAUUGUUAAAGUUAUUGGAAAGAAACAAGAUUUAGAAAGAAGUAUUGGUUAUGGUGAAGGGGUUACACAGACGUCACGCAGCAGCACGCCAUCAAAGUCUCAAUAUUACAUUGAACGCCAUGAUGUAGGUAAUGCAAAUGUUUCGCAAAUUACUCCGGUCAAAGUGAGUCCACGUGAAGAGGUUGAACAAGAAGUUAAUGAAUCAGCUUCUGCUUUGAACUGGGAGAUGAAGAGACAGCAGUUGCUUCUACAGGAGCUGUCCCAGCGUCGGGCAGAGCUCGAAGCUUUAAUUAAAGAAAGCCAAGGAUCAGAGUAUAACGUGGCUGAAUCAAUAAAGGAAGAAGAAGAACCAAAGGAAGAUGUUACAAGCGAUAUCCGACCACCGAUGAGUCUUAAUGAAACAAACAUAAGGAACUUAAUUGAUAAUUUGAGAUCCUCAAGUUUGGACGGCACGACACAGAAAACUACGGCAACCUGGGGUUCUAGUUCUGCAAGUUCUGUGUCGGAGAUGGAAAAUCAAAGUUUUUCUGUUCAAGAUGAUAGACAGGUGUGUGACUUCUCGCAGCAGUGGAUGGAAAGAAGCAACCAAGGGACACAAACCCAGUUUGAAACAUCCAACGAGUAUGAAGCGUACGAAUCAUUUCUUGAUGAGAGUUAUAAACAAUUUGGUGUAGAUGAACAUGCAGAUGAACCAUGGGAGAAUGUGGCAUUUGAAUUAUGGGAUGCAUUGGAAAGAAAUACAAAGAUGCUGAAGAUUUUGAUGGAUGAUCAACGAUCACUAUCUGGCCUUCUGCAAAACACAAUAAGUGUUCGAAAUGGUUUUGAUGGGAAUUCUGUCUCUUAUGGAAUAUCGCCAGACUUUAUUAUCUACCAGUUGGAUAACUGCUCAGCCCAGAUAUUUGCUUGCCAGAAAAACAUCACUGUCCUUCAGCAGAAGCUUAAUAAGAUGCAAAGUGAUCAUCCCAAUGUAGAUCUUAUAUAUGGGUUGUCGAGAUCAUUUGGUUGGAAUACUGGCCAUUAUGAAGAGACAAACCCAAUGAGGUAUAGUGCUCGAAGCAUGACAAGGUCACCCAUGUAUUACCAAAAGCCAACCAAUCUUCAGCAGUUUUCCCCAAGAGCAAAUAAACAGCAAGCUAGCCCACAAGCUACUGUGGAGAGGAAGGUUAAUUUAAAUCGAUCGUCAAAACUUCCGAAUGCGAUUGUGAAAGAAAAACAACCAGAGAUGAACAACAACAAUAAAAAAGUUAAAACUGAGACGGUUGAAAAUCUUGGCAAUGAAUCUGCAAGCAACCCUUUAUUUGAAGGACUGCGCGAUACAAUAUAUUCCGAAGCUGCUGCACUUAUUUCACAAAAUGAGUGUCGGCCGCAUUUCCUGAUCGAAUUAUUCCGUGAGUUGCAGCAACUUAACAGUGAUUACUUGCGACAACACUGCUUGUAUGUUGUACGUGACAUUGUAAGUGGAUAUCUUACUGAGUCUCCAAGAGCAAGGAAAAGCAUCAGAAAGACAGGUGGUUUAUGCGAAGAAGUUGGAAAUUAUUCUGAGAACACACCAAGCGAAAGUAUGGUUCAGAGUGAUGAUAAUAACGGGCCCAGCAUGCCCACAACGGGGGCGACGUUACGUUACGAUUACGCACUCGAUGUUUCAAGUGGUAGCGAACUUUCGACCCCCAUUCCCUCAAUUGAUGAUGACGCUACAAACCCUUUUGCAACCGACUACCUUGGAAGCACGGUGGUUUAUCUGGAUGAAGCCAUGCAGAAGGUUAGAGAGAUGGAGAGAAUGAAACAAGAAGAGAAGGAACCAACAAAUACAAACGUUGGAAAUCGUGAUUAUGUGUCUCGGGUGGAAAGACUAAACAAAAUUGAUGCGAAACGAAUCGACACCUGUAUUAAGGGAAUAAUGGCAAAGAUAAUCCCAAUGAUGAAAAACAAUGAAGAGAUUUGUACAAUGGAUAAAAUGAAGGAGUUGUGUUCUUAUAUUGUUGGUUUGUUUGAAGUCGAAUACUUUGGACGUGUUACCUCUCAAGGAUUAACAUGGGAGAAUCUUCCGGAUCAAUUCCGCAUCCAACUGACGACCAUCCUCUUGGAUUGCACAGGGAAGUAUCUGGGAUUAUCUUUGGAUCAAAUAGGGGAGGACCUUGUGAUUGAUGUGUCCGAGGUCCUCUUUAAUGAGCUUGCAUUCGCUCUCAUGAUGAAGGAGAUGAGCAGGAGGAAAGAGGAGGAUGAGGGAGCAAGGAAGGAGAUAGAUGAUAGCAGCAGUGAUUCAUCCAACUCUGGUGAUGAUUCCGAUAAAGAUUCAGUUAAAAGUGAUGCCACAAAAUCAAGUGAAAAUAAUUUGUCAUCGCUGAGUGAAGAGGAAUCUGUAGCUGAUGAAAAUGUAGCUGGAAACACUGAUUCUGUGGUAGUUGACUUAUCAGUGAGUGAAACGAAACCCCUUACAAGUUAUGGUAGUGGUGAGGAUGAGGAGAUGGGUUCAGGGGAGGAAUAUGAAUAUAAUGAAGCUGAGGUAUCAACAUCUAUACAACAAGCUGCAAUGCAGAAAGAAGCUGGCUUUCUAGCAAGCUCCAAUCAGGGUAAUGUCUCAAACUUGGCCCAAGGUGAUGUCCCAACACUCUCACAUAAAGAUAGCAUACCACUCCCCACUCAGUUUGUUGAAGUUUCAAAUGAAGAAGAGAAAGAAAAAGAUGAACUUGAGGAAAAAGAAGAAGAAGAAUAUACUUCCGACAACGAAAAGGAAAAUGUUGAAACACCUGAGAUAAACGAUAAACAAGUUGAAGAAUAAGAUUUCUAUGAGUUGCCAUACUAACCAAUUGUACGUACAAACAUGUUGAGUUCUGUUUUUAAAGUUGCCAAGUAUGUUUUAAGCCAGAACUUGUCACUAUUUGCAUUCCAAUACGCCACAGUGCCAUCAUAAGUACAGACCUAUUAAAAUUGAUAACAUUGCAUUAUAUAAUGCAUAAAUAUGUUGUAAUACUUAAUUGCGUAAGUUGUUAAUGUUGUCUUCAAUUUUUGUAUUUAGUUUUCUUUAAACCAGUGCUUUUUAAUUUUUUUUUUGCAACUUAAAUAUCAAGCAUGAAACAAUAGCCCUGGCACCCUAAUUGAAAAUGUUUUUUUGGAAAAACAGUCAACAUGUUAUGUGAACCACUGUAGUAGGCAAACAACCAAAUUACAAUUUGCCAUUUCGAAACAGUAUAAAUGACAUUGUUAAACAAAUUUUACCUGUUAUUUUACAAAACAAUAAAAAGUUUUGUAAACAUAUGGCAACAUAGGUUUAACCAUUACAACCCAUUAAGAAGCACUGCUUUAACCCGGACAUAGAUUUACUAAUUUCCAGCAUUCAUAUAAAGUGUGCAAGAGUGACUGCCUAGUUUUAUUUGUAGUUGUAGCCAACAGUUCAUGUUGUUGCCAUAAAAAUACUUUAACUUCAAACAAGUUUUGCUAAAUUGUUAUUCAUUUGCCUAAACGGUUCUAUUUGUACCUUUUGAAGUAGAAUGUAUUUUACAGUAACAUUGUAAUUGUAGUUUAGUUAAAGUUUUUUAGCGUUCGUAUUCCUACUAAAAUAUUCAUAAACAGGUGAAUUUGGUGGUAAAAAAAAGUUCAAUAUUUUUUCAGAGGUGCUUACCCCAAAACUGUGAUAAUUAUAUUUUUGUAUCCAAAUUUGCUGACGAUUUUAAUGAAUAAAUACAACAUUGUGAUUUC
Molecule: messenger RNA, 4367 nt
Organism: Ciona intestinalis (vase tunicate)
Lineage: Eukaryota; Metazoa; Chordata; Ascidiacea; Phlebobranchia; Cionidae
Source: RefSeq, a predicted model, not a curated record